Molecule: messenger RNA, 1845 nt
Organism: Saccharomycopsis crataegensis
Lineage: Eukaryota; Fungi; Ascomycota; Saccharomycetes; Ascoideales; Saccharomycopsidaceae
Exons: 1
Coding region: 1-1845 (614 amino acids)
Source: RefSeq, a predicted model, not a curated record
AUGAACGUUGACAGAUCCAAUGUGAAUUCAAGUACUAAUGGUUCAAAGUAUUUUGGAUUUGGAUCGCAAAUCUUAUCAGCAGCAAAAGAUGUUGAGCCUAUGCUUCUUUCGCUUUAUUUAUUUGGAGGGAUCACAAUCAUACUUACAAUUUUGGCGGGCUUACUUUUUUUCAUCAGAGAAUAUGCCUACAAUUUCAAAAGUCGCAAAAGUCGGCAAAGCGUAAUUGAAAACAACCUUGAUUACCAUUGGAAUAGAACUGCAAACAAUAGGGAAGUAUUGACAAGCCAAAAGUCUGACAUUUGGAAGGAGCUAGAUCACCAUGGCCUGUAUUGGUCAAGCAAAAUAGUUUCGCUGGCGCCAAUGGUUAGUGAUGGCACAUUCUCACAAUCACCAUCAUUAAAAUCACCUUCUGGUCGCAUUUGUGAGAAAUCGGAUAGCUCAUUUGAGGAACAUUUGUUUUUAAGUGCCAUGCCUGAACAAAAAAAUUAUACGCAAAUUCCCAUUCAACGAGAGAUAUCCAUGAGGCAUCAAUUAUUACCACCACCAGCUCCUUUAGAUGUGGUUUCAGCCAGAGAAGCUUUCAGUGUGGGUAACCGCUUUUUCUUUUACACUGGAGUUCAUGGAGACUUUAACUCCAGUGGAAAAAUAGUGUAUGGAACGGAUGAUUUAAUGAAGUUGUGUCCUAAGAAUGUGGAAUUUCCAGUUACACCAAGAUUGGAAGUUGAUGAUUUUGCAUUCAAUAGAAAAAAUCAUUUUGAUAUUGAAAAAUGGGUUGCAAACCCAUUAUUCCUGGUGAAUAUGGAAAGAUAUAAUUCGGUGUGGAAAGUUGAUAGGGCAAUUAGAGAACUUUCUUUAUUUUUGACCAAUAAUAAGACUUCUCCGAUUGUUUCUGGUGACUCUGUAACUAAAAAGAUUUUAAUUGUCAAAUUGUUAGUGUUUGGUGCUAAUGACAAGAAUUUCUCCAAUCCAAACAUUUAUUUGGCAGAAUUUAAUAACUUGAUGGAAAGGAUUAUUAGUACCGGCACCAUAUUUAAUUUGCUACAGGAUGCAAAUGAUAUGAUUUGCGGGGCUUUGGUUGAUUUUGUUUUGAGAUACAUCUGGUGUCAUUUACGAUACAUGAGUCGUGAUCAUAAAGCAAUUGAUCGUCAAUUCGAAACCUGGAAACUUGGUUCUCCGUAUAUCCAGCGUCAUCAUGUUUUGUUUAGAUAUUUGUGUGCUACCCAACUAGGAAUUUAUACGGUUGGAAAUUUGAAUUUGCAAAGGUUAAAGGAUACGGAGAAUAAGCUCUCGACAAUGAUGAAUUUCAUGGCAGUUGAUUCGUCGUGUAAUGAUUACCUUGGUUUCAUUCCAGUGAUUUCUCAAGCAGUGGAAUUUGUCGAUCGAGUAGCAAGUCAGCGGAUGUUCUAUGAUUUGAUAUUAGUGAUUAUUGAGAAGCAUAAAGAUUGUUGUAUGAAUGAUUAUUUGAUUGAAGACGAGGAUAAUUUGAAGCCAUUAAUUCAACAUGGUUUUUGGGUUAAGAAUGAUGCCCAAGUUCGUGAAAUUGCGCAAGAGAUACAUUUAAUGGUGGUUGAGAAAUAUCCACAAACUAUGAGUUGGUGGAAAGAUAUUGAAGGGGGGAGAAGAUAUAUUGGGCCCUUAUCAUUUAGGUUUAAAGAAAAUAUGAAUGAUGUAUUGAAAGGAAAAUCUAAAAAAUCCCAAGCGAGAAUGGAAAUAAACAACAAUAAUAGUGACAGCAAGAAUGUUAUUAAUCCAAGUGAUAAUAGUAGUAGUAAUAAUAUUGAUAAUGGUGAUCGCUGUAAUAACAGUGCUAGCAAUAUGAGUUUUCCUGGAUCGUUUAAUUUCUGA